Knipowitschia caucasica is the source of this 4518-nucleotide messenger RNA. The record is from the annotation of a GenBank genome assembly. Lineage: Eukaryota; Metazoa; Chordata; Actinopteri; Gobiiformes; Gobiidae.
AUGAUUGUGGACUUCAGGAAGAGCACUGUCCCCCCGCCCCCACCCUCCGUGAUGGACUCCCCCAUCACCUCUGUGGAGUCCUUCCGUUUCCUGGGCACCACCAUCACCCAGGACCUCAAGUGGGAGCCGACCAUCAGCUCCCUCAUCAAGAAGGCCCAGCAGAGGAUGUACUUCCUGCGGCAGCUCAGGAAAGCCAAGCUGCCUGCACAGAUGUUGGUGCAGUUCUACACGGCCAUCAUCGAGUCCAUCCUCACCUCCUCCAUCACCGUGUGGUUCGCUGGAGCCACACGCUCCCCUCCCCGCACGGAGCGUUCCUCCCCUCCCCGCACGGAGCUUUCUCCCCCUCCCCGCACGGGCGUUCUCCCCCUCCCACGCACGGAGCGUUCUCCCCCUCCCCGCACGGUGCGUUCUCCCCCUCCCCGCACGGAGCUUUCUCCCCUCCCGCACGGAGCGUUUCCCCCUCCCGCACGGAGCUUUCUCCCCCUCCCGCCGGAGGUCUCCCCUCCCGCACGGAGCUUCUCCCCUCCCCGCACGGAGCUUUCUCACCUCCCCGCACGGAGCUUUCUCCCCUCCGCACGGAGCUUUCUCCCCUCCCGCCGGAGCUUUCUCCCUCAGCACGGAGCGUUUCCCCCUCCCCGCACGGGCUUUCUCCCCUCCCGCACGGAGCUUUCUCCCCCUCCCGCACGGAGCUUUCUCCCCUCCCGCACGGAGCUUUCUCCCCUCCCGCACGGAGCGUUCCUCCCCUACCCCGCACGGUGCUUUAUCCACCUCCCGCCAACGGAGCGUUCUCCCCCUCCCCGCACGAUCUUUCUCCCCCCCCGACGGAGCUUUCUCCCCCCCCCCGCACGGAGCGUUCUCCCCUCCCGCCGGAGCUUUCUCCCCCUCCCCGCACGGAGCUUUCUCCCCUCCCCGCACGGAGCUUUCUCCCCCUCCGCAGGGCUUUCUCCCCCUCCCCACGUGCUUCUCCCCUCCCCGCACGGAGCUUUCUCCCCCUCCCCGCACGGAGCUUUCUCCCCCUCCCGCACGGAGCGUUCACGUUUCUUAGUCACAUGUCCAGUCCCACCUCAGUCCCACAUCAGUCCCACCUCAGUCCCACCCUCAGAGUCCACUCAGUCCCACUCAGUCCCACCCCUCCAGUCCCACCCCUCAGUCCCACCCUCAGUCCCACCCCUCCAGUUCCCACUCAGUCCCACCUCAGUCCAACCCUCGUCCCCCACCUCAGUCCCACACCUCAGUCCCACCUCAGUCCCCACACCUCAGUCCACCUCAGUCCCACCUCAGUCCACACCUCAGUCCCACCUUCAGUCCCACCCCUCAGUCCCACCUCAGUCCCACCCCUCAGUCCCACCCCUCAGUCCCGACCCCUCAGUUCCCACCCCUCAGUCACACCUUCAGUCCCACCUCAGGUCCACCUCAGUCCCCCUCAGUCCACCCUCGAGUCCACCCUCAGUCCCACCUCGUGUCCCACCUCAGUCCCAACCUCAGUCCCACCUCAGUCCCACCUCAGUCCCACCUCAGUCCCACCUCAGUCCACACCUCCGUCCAACACCUCAUGUCCACCUCUGUCCCACCUCAGUCCCACUCAGACACCCCUCAGUCCCACCCAUAGUCCCACCCUCAGUCCCACCUCAGUCCCACCUCAGUCCCACCCUCAGUCACCUCAGUCCCACUCAGUCCCACCUCGUCCCACCUCAUUCCCACACAUCAAGUCCCACCUCAAUCCACCUCAAAUCCCACACUCAGUCCCACCCAUCUGGUACCACCUCAGUCCCACACCUCAGUCCACACCUCAGUCCCACCUCAGUCCACUCAGUCCGCCACCUCAGUCCCACCUCGUCCCACCUUCAGUCCCACACCUCAGUCCCACACCUCAGGUCCCACUCAAGUCCCCUCAGUUCCACCUCAGUCCCCACUCAGUCCCACCUCAGUCCUCAUCUGUCCCACCCCUCAGUCCCACCCUCCAGUCCCACCUCAGUCCCACCUCAGUCCCACCUCAGUCCCACUAGUCCCACCUCAGUUCACCACACCUCAGUCCCACCUCUGUCCCACCUCAGUCCCACCUCAAUCCACACCUCAGUCCCCACCUCGAUCCACCUUCAGUCCCAACCUCAGCCCACUCUCAGCCCACCACCUUUCCUGGGUCCCCACCUCAGUCCCACCUCAGUCCCACCGCAGUCCCACCUCAGUCCCCACUCAGUCCCACACUCAGUCCCACCUCAGUCCCACUCAGUCCACCUCUUCCCACCACCAUCAGUCCCACCUCAGUCCCACCUCAGUCCCACCUCAGUCCCUCCACACUCAGUCCCACACCUCAGUCCCCACACCUCGAGUCCCACACCUCUGUCCCACACCUCAGUUCCACCUCGUCCCACUCGUCCCACCUCAGUCCCCACACCUCAGUCCCACCUCAGUCCACCUCAGUCCACCUCAGUCCCACCUCAAUCCCACACCUCAGUCCCCCUCAGUCCCACACCUCAGUCCACCUCAUUCCCACCUCAGUCCCACCCUCAGUCCCACCUCAAGUCCCCCUCAGUCCCACCCCAGUCCCACCUCAGUCCCACACCUCAGUCCCACUCAGGUCCCAACCUCAGUCCCACCCCUCAGUCCCACCCCUCAGUCCCACCUCAGGCCCACCUCAGUCCCACUCAGUCCCACUCAGUCCCCUCAGUCCCACCCUCAGUCCACCUCAGUCCCACCUCAGUCCCACACCUCAGUCCCACACCUCAGUCCCACACCUCAGUCCCACACUCAGUCCCACACUCAGUCCCACCUCAGUCCCACCUCAGUCCUCCUCGUCCCACCUCAGUCCCACCUCAGUCCCACCUCAGUCCCACCUCAGUCCCACCUCAGUCCCACCUCAGUCCCAACCUCUGUCCCACCUCAGUCCACACCUCAGUCCCACACCUCAGUCCACCGCUGUUCCACUCAGUCCACCUCAGUCCACCUCAGUCCACACAUUCAGUCCCACACCUCAGUCCCCCCUCAGUCCCACCUCAGUCCCACACCUCAGUCCCACUCAGUCCCACCUCAGUCCCACCUCAGUCCACACCUCAGUCCACCCUCACAGUCCCACACCUUCAGUCCCACCUCAGUCCCACCUCAGUCCCACUCAGUCCCCACUCCGACCCACCUCAGUCCCACACUCAUCCCACACCUCAGUCCCACACCUCAGUCCCACACCUCAGUCCAACACCUCAGUCCCACCUCCAGUCCCACCUCAGUCCCACCUCAGUCCACUCAGUCCCACCUCAGUCCACCUCAGUCCCACCUCUGUCCCACCCAGUCCACCUCAGUCCCACUCAGUCCCACCUCAGUCCCUCACCUCAGUCCCACACAUCAGUCCCACCUCAGUCCCCCUCAGUCCCACCUCAGUCCCACCUCAGUCCCACCUCAUCCCAACCUCAGUCCACACCUCAGUCCCACCUCUGUCCACCUCAGUCCACCUCAGUCGCACCCUCAGUCCCACCUCAGUACCACCUCAGUCCCACACCUCAGUCCACCUCAGUCCCACCUCAGUCCCACCUCAGUCCACACCUCAGUCCACCCUCAGUCCACCCCUCAGUCCCACCUCAGUCCCACCUCAGUCCCACCUCAGUCCCACCUCAGUCCACACUCAGUCCACCUCAGUCCACCUCAGUCCACCUCAGUUCCCACCUCAGUCCCACCCUCAGUCCACCUCAGAUCCCACCUCAGUCCCACUCCGUCCCACCUCAGCCCCCUCAGUCCACCUCAGUCCCACCUCAGUCCCUCUCUGUCCCAACCUCAGUCCCACUCAGUCCCACCUCAGUCCUCCUCAGUCCCACACCUCAGUCCCACACCUCAGUCCACUCAGUCCCACCUCAGUCCACACCUCAGUCCCACCUCAGUCCCACCGCAGUCCCACCUCAGUCCCACCUCAGUCCCACCUCAGUCCCACCCUCAGUCCCACCUCAGUCCCACCUCAGUCCCACACCUCAGUCCCACCCUCAGUCCCCCUCGUCCCACCUCAGUCCCACACCUCAGCCCACAUCAGUCCCACACCUCAGUCCCACCUCAGUCCCACACCUCAGUCCCACCUCAGUCCCACACUCGUCCCACUCAGUCCCACCUCAGUCCCACCUCAGUCCCACCUCCCAGUCCCCCUUGUCCCACCUCAGUCCACCUCAGUCCCACCUCAGUCCAACCUCAGUCCACCUCAUCCCACCUCUAGUCCCACCUCAGUCCCACCUCGUCCCACCUCUGUCCCACACCUCAGUCCCACCUCGUCCCACCUUCAGUCCCACCUCAGUCCCACCUCCGUCCACCUCACUCCCACCUCAGUCCCACCUCAGUCCCACCCCUCGUCCCACCCCUCGAGGCCCACUCAGUCCCACCUCAGUCCCCACACCUCAAGUCCACCUCAGUCCACACUCAGUCCCACCUCAGUCCACCACCUCAGUCCACCUCAGUCCCACCCUCAGUCCCACCUCAGUCCCACCUCUAGUCCCCACCUCAGUCCCACCUCAAGUCCCACCUCAGUCCCACAUCAGUCCCCACUAG